Messenger RNA from Vicia faba (fava bean), 861 nucleotides. The record is from the annotation of a GenBank genome assembly. NCBI's taxonomy places the organism in Eukaryota, Viridiplantae, Streptophyta, Magnoliopsida, Fabales, Fabaceae.
AUGUCUAUACAAGAAACGACUUCGUUAUGGUGGACUACUCACCAACAUCAACAACAAAGACAAGAGAAGACGAAGAGUCAUCAACAAGAAGAAGAAGGUGAGUUAGAAGACGACGUCGUUUUAGAGUCAAUGAUGAAACUGAAAACGGCUUCAACGUCGGUGUCCGCGUCGGUGUCGGUAUUGGAAGAAGAGAAAGAAGCUAUGUUUGAGAAACCGUUAACACCAAGCGACGUUGGGAAGCUGAACCGUCUCGUGAUACCGAAGCAACACGCGGAGAGAUAUUUCCCACUCGACUCAGAGGAAACGAAGGGACUUCUACUGAGUUUCGACGACGAGUCAGGGAAGUGUUGGAGGUUCCGUUAUUCGUACUGGAACAGUAGCCAGAGUUACGUUCUUACCAAAGGUUGGAGUCGUUAUGUGAAAGAUAAACGUCUUGAUGCCGGCGACGUCGUUUUGUUUCACAGACACCGUACACAUCCUCACCGCUUUUUUAUCUCUUGGAGGCGCCGCCAUGCUAGUACGGACGGGAAUGGUGCUGUUGUUCCUGUUGGGUGGUCCAGAGGGCUCUAUCCUGCGCAUCAUCCUUAUCCUACGCAUCAUCACCCUUUCUCAUACCAUACCGCAGGCGAAGGGUCCCAAAGUCAGAACACAAACGCACCUUGUGGAAACAAUUCGAGUACUUCCAGGGUGCUGAGGCUGUUUGGAGUGAACAUGGAAUGCCAACCUGAUAAUAAUAUUAGUGAUUCCGAAGCAGCAGAAUGCUCUUAUAAUAUGUCACAAGGAUCACAAUUCUACCACCACCUCCACCGUCAACCACCGUCAAACACUCACCAUCACAUGCUACGUCAACAACAACCAUAG